Messenger RNA from Somion occarium, 2067 nucleotides. NCBI's taxonomy places the organism in Eukaryota, Fungi, Basidiomycota, Agaricomycetes, Polyporales, Cerrenaceae. The record is from the annotation of a GenBank genome assembly.
GACUUCGUUAAAUAACCGCUUUACUUAGCUACUCACUUAUUUACUUGGUUGCCUCUCCGCUUAACCACUCUCCUUUGUUUCCCUUCUACAAUGUCGUCCUGGGAUGAUUCUGAUAUGUCGCCCGUUUCUUCUCCUGCAUCGUCGCCUUUUUUUGGGCCUGUAGACUCCUCGCCACCAUCUUCACCGACUUUGAGCCCUCUUGCAAGCUCUCCGCCUUCUCCUGGCAUUGUUCACCCGUUUGCUGCCUCCGCCAAAGCCACACGACCUCCGAAACUCUAUGAGAAGCGUGAAGCUAGACGUUUUGCUGAGCUAGACUCGCUGGGACGCAGCGUUGACGCGUUUGAUGCGAAGCAACGCGUGCAAUCAUCCAGUUCAGUAUGCAUGUCCAAUGCAAAAUCCAUUGAUUUGGAUACAUGUAGUGAAAGUGGAGACACUGAAUUCGACGAGCAUGAAUUCUGGGAGGCAAAAGUGUCUGAAGCAAUCGACAAUGGUAACGGUAUUAUCGACCUGAGUGAGUUUGGCAGUAUUCCUCCUAGGCCCGGGCAGAAGGGGUUGACAGCAAUACCUCCAGCAAUUGGCGAUCUUGCGAAUUUGGUCGUACUUCAGGAUCCACUCCGUCACAUGAGUCCCGCCACCGCGGCGUACGUUGCGCCUAGGCGCACUAUGACACGAGCUGCGACUGCUCCAGCAAGCGCAGCAUUCGCAUCCUCUAGGAUCGGAUUAAUGAAAACCACGUCUUUCAAUCAUUUUACGACUGGUCGUCAGCCAAAUGAGAUCCAGUUGUUCCUCGGUAACCACCAAAUUGCGAGUUUGCCACCUCAGCUUUUCUUGGUACAAGGCCUUGUAGUCCUGAGUCUUCGAGGCAACCUUUUGACGCACAUUCCACCUCAGAUCGCAAACCUGCGGAAUCUGAGACAUCUCAAUAUCUGCAAUAACAUGUUGACAUUCCUCCCUGCCGAGAUGCUCGACAUGGAACUCGAUUCUUUGGAUUGCUCGAUGAACAAAUGGAUGGAACCACCGCCAGAACUUCUUCACCCAAAAUGUGCACGAAUUGUCUCAAAGACUGUUAGUUUAUUUGUCAUUCCCACACUCAAGGAAUACGUCCAUCGCUUCCUUCUAUCCCCAGCGCAACCUUCGAACCCAACUUCCAUAGAAGAGACCGUCCUGGAACACAUGGGUGGCUUUGCUGUCAUCCCCGACAUCAUGGCUGAUCACCUGGUGGCAGAACUACACAUAUGUCUUCCUCAUAUCAUCCCUCGACCUGACGCCGACAUGCAUCCUUCUCCUGCGAAAAGGGCUCGCAGACAGUCCCCCGCAGAUGAAUCGUUCUCAUUCCUCUUGCCUAAGGUGAAGGAGAAGAGACGUGAUGAAACCAUACUGGAGGAGCAUCCUGGAAUUGGCGUAUGUCCCAACCGAUCACAUACUCACAAGUCCGUGUUUGUGAACCAUGCGGAGGAAUGGUUCACUUGGGAAGGUGUGGUAGCUGGACAGAGAGCAUGUGAGAAAUACGGCGUACCAAUGAAAUGGCGAGGAUGUUCUCCGGGCUGUUUGGCCUUCCUUGGACCUGACAAUAAUGCGGCUAAAGACCAAGAGGGGGCUAUUGGUAUCGCUGAGGAGCAGGUCGACCCAGCGGAGCAUGAGGGUGUAGAGGUUAUCAACCUCGAUUCCUUUGAUGAUGAUUCAGAAUUCGAGUAAAUGCCGUCUUCAGAUAGCUUGCAUUACUCAAAGCGAUACGGACGCAUCUCGUGGAACCUUUUUGCACUACAUUUGUACUAUACCACGACAAUUCUUGCUUCCACAUCCUAUCGGUUACGUAUCCAAUAUUCCCAGUAAUUUCUUGCAACAUUGUACUAUAGCAUAGGCACCACAAACGGAUGAUACCUUCCUUCUUGCUCAUUGGGUGUGAAAGUGUCUUCACGAUAUUGCUAUAGUUCCAAACAUAUAUUGACGUGCUUCUUUGAAAGGCUGAACGAACCUGGUAAUAUGCCGAUCGAUCGUCACAUUUGAGACCUCAGAUGUCUCGAGUUAUCGGGAUCUAAAGUAUCCUCUUAGGUCUUCAUACAUCCC